AUGACUGUACGCUGGAAGUUAUGCGAUUAUCCUACCCAUUUUAUGCCUGAUCCAGUGGGCAUUUUCGAAGGCCGUAAACAUGAGCAUGAGCCCAAAGAGCUUUGGAUAAUCACACUAGCUACUUUGUAUUGUCCGAUGAAAUCUUUUAUCACUGGGCCUCGCGCUGGUACACACUCUCUUUAUUUUUCUUUGGAACCUGUCUCCAAUCUUGUCGAAUUGUUUUCCAACGUGAUUGAAUUCAUUGGAUCCGAAGAGAUCAUCACACAGUUGAUCAUAUUGAAAAGCUCCAAGUCCCUGACAUACAAGCUGGUGGCGGCCAUCUCUCGGAGUGACAAGUACAUAACGGACUUCUCAACGGCGGGAUUAGCAUUGUUCAUUGGUGUCCGGGCUGGAGACGCCCUUGCUGAACGAUGGCAUCCUGCUGGAGCACGCUUUACAAUGACGUCGCUCUUGGUGGUUGGGCAUCGACGUCAGCAAACGACAGUACCUACUGCGGUGCCUGAAUGGAGGCAAGGUUCCUUUGUCUCGGCCUUGAUCUAA
This is a messenger RNA of Plasmopara halstedii, 540 nucleotides long. RefSeq lists its product as uncharacterized. The record is from RefSeq and is a predicted model, not a curated record. The transcript has 2 exons. The coding region runs from base 1 to 540 and encodes 179 amino acids. NCBI's taxonomy places the organism in Eukaryota, Oomycota, Peronosporomycetes, Peronosporales, Peronosporaceae.